AUGGUGACCGCGCAGGCAUCCAAGCUCCUCCGGGAGAUCGAGAGCGAUAUCGACGACACAUACAAACGCAUUGAAGAAGACGACAAGUACUACGCACUCAAGGGGAGGCUCCAAAAGCUAUGGGUUGUGCUCAACAGCCCGGAAAACCAAGGAACAUGUGAAAAACGCGAAAAUGACGCGCCCGGAAACACGCGUCGCAACACCGAGAGUAGGAGCCCAAGCAGGGGCAGGAACCUGAAGAAACCCGGCAAUAUCGACCUUCGCGGAAAAGCAAAGGCAGGACCGUCCCCUCCUCGCUCAGCGGCGCCAUCCUCGUCGCCAUGCUUUAGCAGUAACUCGGCGACGUCGGCCGUAGACUUACGACGGAGGAAAGCGAAGGGCUAA
Messenger RNA from Cladophialophora immunda, 384 nucleotides. RefSeq lists its product as uncharacterized. Lineage: Eukaryota; Fungi; Ascomycota; Eurotiomycetes; Chaetothyriales; Herpotrichiellaceae. The coding region runs from base 1 to 384 and encodes 127 amino acids. The transcript has a single exon. The record is from RefSeq and is a predicted model, not a curated record.